AUGCCAGUGGCGCCGUGGACUAUGGACAUCAAUCUGCAGGCCGACGACUUCAAUUGCAAGAUCAACCAGCUCACAGCUGAGUUGUUUGCCGAGGACCGCUUCUCUCCUAGGAAGCCCUACAUCAAGACAGGCACUAUGUUACUGAGGCUCAAUGGCAAGCAGGCAAAGCGAUGUGACCACAAUCUCCUUCCUCAGCGAUUCAAGCAAGACGGUUCUGUCAUCACCUCCGAGCUGGAGUGGGCCGAGGCCUUGAGGCGACACUUUGCCCAACUUGAGGACGGAUACGAGUGUGCUGCAUCGGCGCUGCAAACUGAGUACAACCAGCUAACUUUGAAUCAUGCUCUUGGCUUCCCACGGUCUAUCUCAGCGAUUCCGUCUCCGACAUGGCUUGCCACCAGAUUGCGGGGGGUCAAAGCCCACCGCGCACCUGGCCAUGAUUUAGUUCAGAACGCUGUCCUCAAAGCUGCGCCUGAGGCUGUUCUGCCGCAUGUUCUGGCGAUCACAGCUAAGACUGGGCUUCUGGUGCAGGAGGCGGCCAUUCACAACGCAGGACUUGCGUGCGGACUCCACGAGGGCAAGAGCGGCAGGAUGACUGCUGAGAUGUACCGCUCGAUCAUGCUGAACUCGGACGUUAUCAAGCAUCACCACGCGUUCCUUCGAGCAGCCAUGACGGACUGCAUCGAGAUACUCAUGGUGGACUCGCAGACUGGGGGUAUCAAGGGCCGUUGUGCUGGCAUGGCUUCUCAGAUGGUGAGAGUUUUCAGACACAUUGCCAAGGCCAGGAAGUUUAUUGCGAUAGUAUUGUUCGUGGAUUUGGUGGCCGCCUUCCAUUCGCUGUUGCGUCAGGCUGGGACCCCGCUCGAGGGAACUGAGAACUACAUCAAUCAAGUCCUAGACAAUGCACCCGCGCUCGCACACCCGCUGCUGGAAGUGGUUCUAGCGGCGCCAGUGUUGGUCGACUCCAGGGUUGGCCAGCAUCUGGUGGCGCAAGUGAUUGAGGCCCAUCGGCCCACCCGCUUCAGGGUGCCAGGGGAUACGCAGUGGAUUGUCUCACAAAGGAGCUCUCGGGCUGGCAACCCCCUAGCCGACUUCUUCUUCAAUGUCGUGUAUGCCCGACCACUGAGAGGAAUCAAAUUUGAUAUGCAGCAGGCUGGCAUUGCUAUGGACCCCAAGGAUUGUAUUGAUGCAUCCGAGCAGGUAUUUUCUCAAGGCCUCACAGUGGAGAACGACACGUUCACGGACUCCACCUUCGUCGAUGAUUCUGGCUUUUGCUCCCCAUGUUAUGACCCCACAGCAGUACGUGAUCAAGUAUCGUUGCUCGGCAGGAUCGUGAGGAAGCACAUGCUGGGAUCAGGUUUUCAACUUCACUUCGGGAAGGGCAAGACGGCCGCGGUUAUUUCCUACAAUGGCGAGGGCUCCCUGCGCGCGAAGAGGACCAUGGCCAGGUUCUCAGCCAUUGCGUUAGAUAGCACAUCGAACGAUCGUAUUGUCCUUGAGCAGGCUUACAAGCAUGUAGGUGGCAUCUACACUGGCGAUGGGAGCACAGCACAGGAGGUAUCUAGGAGGAAGAACAAGCACUCUACGGCACUGCGGCCCCUGAGGGCAUCGGUUAUCAAGUACGAGAUUGCCACAAAGGACAAGCUCAAGUACAUCGACGCGCUGUGCAGCACGCAUUUGUUUUUUUUUCAGGCGGAGACAUGGGACAAGAUUUCGGCAUCGUGCACGACCAAGUUGAACCAUGCGUUGCUAUCAGGGUACCGAGUGGGCACCAGGAAAUUGCACAGCCUGCUCACUGUCGGGCGCACCACAGAUUCGGAAGUAUUAGUUAUCGCCAACAGGAUGGAGUGUUGUGAUGUUUUGCGCUUCCGACGGCUACGCUACGUGGCUUGGCUGGUGCACGCAGGAGUAGCUGGAGUAUUGGUGCACCAUGCUUGCGUAGCUUAUCGUGUGGCGUCGAUCUGGCAGCUCGAGUCGGUGAAGGCGAUCGCUGCUCUCCCAGAGGCCUCUGCAGUGACCUUUGAUGUGGCCGACUUCGGGGGCGCGCUGUCUUCCUUCGGCCAGGCCCUGGCCGUGCGCUGCCCGCACCUCUCGGGGGCCAUGCGCCUGCGUGGCCUGGUGGCGAGGCCCGCAGCAGUGCUUGAGGUGGACAGCUGGGUUCUGCCUAGGCCCUUCCUCGAGUUGCUGGGCGAGGCUUUUCUGGAGGCGCAGCCAGCGCUGAGAGGUGCGGGGACCAUGCAGUGGCCGACGGAUCCGUUCCUCGUCGCCAUGCUCGUGCCCCCCGAGCGCUACCCAGAUGUGCCAUCGGACGAGGAGGCUGCAUGGGAGCUGGUCGAGGGCACCCUCCUCACGUGCGGUGCGCCUCCGCACCGCGAGGGAGGUCGCGGUCUCGGACAUAUCCAUCGUGGGCGCCUGGCGGUGGGACCGCACAUGUACUUCGAGUACGGGGAGCUGCAAGGAGAGGAGGCUGCAGUGAGGGGGCGGCGCGCCCAGGCAGUGGGGGACUGGGUCACCAAGGAGGGCCAGGGGUCCGAGCUUGGGGUGUACCUCUGGCUGGACCUCUUCUCGGUCAACCAGCACAGCACCCAGGAGCAGGAUGGCGAGAUGCUGUCCGGGCAGCUCUUCCGGCUGAUCGGGAAAAUCCCGAAGACCAUCGUCGUGCUGGACCCGUGGUACGACCCCGUGGUGCUCAGGCGCUCGUGGGUCAUCUGGGAGACGUACGCGACCAUAGCGACGGGAUCCGAGAUCCACUUCGCCAUGCGGCCGAAGACGAGAGAGAACUUCAGCCUGGCCAUGCUCGACUCCUUCGAGCGGGUCAAGAUGGCCAUGAGCCAGGUGGACGUGACCAAGAGCAACGCGUACGUCGAGAGCGACCGGGAGAUGAUCUUCGAGGAAAUCCGGCGGUGCAUCGGGUUUGAGCGGAUGAACGAAAUUCUCCAG
Molecule: messenger RNA, 2937 nt
Organism: Prorocentrum cordatum
Lineage: Eukaryota; Dinophyceae; Prorocentrales; Prorocentraceae
Source: the annotation of a GenBank genome assembly